GCUGCAAAAACCCUGCCCAGCGCCCGGGGAGGGAGAGCCACUUUCAAGAUGAGUGCAGUGGGGUGGUCGGUUCCACCCUCCGGGGGGUUAUAUCCUUCUGGAAUGUUGAACUGGUCCGGCUCCACCUGGGAAACCUUGGCAGUGACCCUGAUCGCCGUCAGCACAACCUCUUGGGUAGUCUAUCGGAAACGACGCUGGGACAGUCUGGGACGGGACCACUGGCGCACGCUGCUGGGUGAACUGUUGCUGCAGGCCCUCCUACUCCUGGGAUGUGUGUUUGUCUCCUACCUGAGUGACUCACAGCGAGGAGGGUUCACGGUUAAAGGUCCGGAUUACCCUACCGUAGCUCACUUGGGGGCAGAUGUGGUGCUGAACUGCUCGGUGGUGUUCCACAGGGAGGAGUCCAAGCUGCAGGUUGAAUGGAGCAGGCCGGAGUCCGGAGCGCAGGUUCUGGUGUGUGAUGACAUCCUGGAAGGGCCGUGCCGAGACUUUGGGGGCGGGGCGCAGCACUUUGAGGGCGAGCUGGCAUCUGGAAACGUGUCGAUCAGACUGCAGGAGGUGAAGGUGUCCGACGCUGGGAAAUACCAGUGCACUGUCACUUCCAGUAGCCAUUCUAGCCACACCAGCCUGGAGCUGAGCAUUGUGGCUGUUGGGACCAAACCGAGUUUAUCGAUAAGGCAGCUGAGCACCAACAGUUUGGAGUACACCUGCCAGUCCGAGGGCUGGUUCCCCGAGCCUGACGUCGUCUGGAAGGACAGCGAUGGGAGGAACCUGCUCCCUCAGUCGACAUUGGCCAGGGGCAGAGGCAAGCAGCAGCUGUACGAUGUGAAGGUCCACUAUCGGGCGACUGGAGACCUUCCAUCAGCUGUGACCUGCAUCAUCCACAACUCACUCAACAACGUCAAAGAGGUGGCGACUGGGCGUGUGAAUGAUUUUCUCCCUCGUGCUCAGUUCCGUGUUAGUGAGACAGAAUGGAGUCGGAUUCAGAGUUACACAGUCUCUCUGACGCUGGACCCAGACACCGCGAACCCCUGGCUGGUUCUGAUGGAGUCCGGGACCAGCGUCCAGGAUGGUGAAGCCCGCCAGGCGGGGGUCCGCGAUAACCCCGAGAGGUUCCAGAUCAGUCACUGCGUCCUGGCCUCACGGGGCUUCUCCUCCGGCCAGCACUACUGGGAGGUGGAGGUAGGCCGCAAGGAGGCCUGGGACCUGGGCCUAGCCACCCAGUCGGUCAACAGGAAGGCCAAGGUGAGAGGGGUGCCCAACGCUGGGCACUGGAGUCUGUCCCGCCUGGGCAGGACAGAGUACCAGGCGGUGGAUUGGUCCCCCCAACCCCAGCCAGUGGAGCUGGGCCCGGAACUUACGGUCGUGGGAGUCUAUCUCCGGUAUAGUCAGGGGCGCCUGUCCUUCUUCGACGCAGAGAGGCGCCUGCACCUCCACACCUUUGUGGCCAACUUCUCAGAGAGGGUGUACCCCUUCUUCUGCCCGGGGCCUUACGACUGGCAGACGAACGCAGAGCCCCUCCGCCUCCCCUACCCAGCCCCUCGGGAACAGCCGGGGGAAGAGUCUGGACAUGUUCCCGUUCGGGAAGUAGACUUUGAAGGGGGCGCGCCGAUGGAGCCGCAGGCAUCCUGAGCUGCGGCCCGCCAUUUCUGGUCAGACGAUCGAUGGCCGAGGUGGAAACAGUGUAACGGAGAAACACAGCGUGUGCGUCUGGCUCCGCAGAGAGAGAGAGAGGGACGUUGCGAUUCCAGUGACCCGGCUUCUGAAACCCCCCGCUCGUGAGCUGAUGCAUUUGUCAGCCACAGGAGCCCCUUUGAAACGGUAACCCCGUUGUAAUGUGGGAAACUCCGAUGGACAUUUUGUGCACAGCAAGCUCCCACAAAUAGCAUCAUGACAUUCGGAGGUCCAGUACAUCUCAGAGCUAGCUGCUCACCUGUCUGAUUCCUGUACCUGACACCCAUCUGGUCCCUGUACGUCAGUCCCAGGCGUACACCAUUCUGAAGAAGCAUCACUGGACUUGAAAAUUUAACUCUGUCCUCUCUACAUACGUCUGCCAGACCUGCUGAGUUUCUCCAGCAAUCUGUUUCUGAUCCCCAGUACUUUGUAUCACACCCUUGGUGUAGAGUUGUCAAGGGGCUGAUUGCUAGGUUUUGUCUUUACAACUGAGGUUUAGUAAAAUCAUUUUUGUUUUGGAGCUGUGAGCUGAAGAUGACCUUUGGGCUGUGGUCAGCCGCUUGUGAAUAGAAAAGGAAUGAACAGGCCCUGUUGUUUCUUUGUGAUACCGAGUCUGCAAGUUAAUUGCAGGUCAAUUCUCGUUAAGACAUGCCCUGUAGAUAUUUUGACUGUGCAGUGACAGCGUGCUUAAAUAGAUAGCAGAGAUAGUUGCCCUUUGGUGAGACUAGUGCCUGGAAAUUGGUUCUCGCAAGUCUGGAAGAGACUCAGUGAAUGCUAACUAGGAAACCAUAGGGGAAUCUUCCAGGGAGAUGCUUGAGUUUUGGACAGUGUUUUCUAACAACUGUGACAUUACACCAUGAAGGCUUGGAAAUUCCCUGCCUGACCUUUCAUCAUCAAUUAUUGUAAGAUCAUGGACCAGAAACUCAAAUAAGAGUGACUUCCUCUGAAAGUUCCAAA
Hemiscyllium ocellatum (epaulette shark) is the source of this 2631-nucleotide messenger RNA. RefSeq names its product erythroid membrane-associated protein-like. The record is from RefSeq and is a predicted model, not a curated record. The transcript has 8 exons. Bases 49 to 1632 code for a protein of 527 amino acids. Gene Ontology annotation, molecular function: protein binding. Lineage: Eukaryota; Metazoa; Chordata; Chondrichthyes; Orectolobiformes; Hemiscylliidae.